GAUGAUUUUUUUCUGACCGCGAUAAAUACUAGAGAUUUCUUCCAUAUCUGUGUUUUUAACAGCGGAAAGAGCAGGAGAGAGGUGUUUUGGACAGUGUAUGGGAUCUGAAUACACACACGCACACACACACACACGCGCAAAGAGGAAAAUGGGACAAGAUAAGUCAGAGGCAGCUGAAAGGAGCAACAGAUGACAUUCUGCCAGUGCACAUAAACAAUUCCAAAUUAGGGGGAUUGAUCGGAUGGACGAUUGCAUUAACCAGCAAAAAGACAUACAAGACAUUAAAUGUGAUGCCACUAAUGGAAUUAUGGCUAUUUAACCAAGACUAUUGGAAGAAUGUUUAACAUACUAAUCAUAAACAAAUGAACAAACUUAUGCUUUGAGUCUCUUAGGCACUAUUCCCACCUUUUUUGCCCUAUAUAUAUAUAUAAAUAUAUAUUUAUUGCUGCUAUAUUUUAUUUCACAUUCAGAUUUGCUUUUUGAAAUCCAUACAAAUUCCUACAUUGCCCAAUACACACUCAAUAAAUCAUACAGGCUCACGCAAGCCCCAAUAAAACAUGGCAGAAAACAUGAGCUCCAAGAUGGAGAGUAGCUCCGUGUCCAACAUCUCCCUGCUGGGCCAGGGAGACUCUGUGUCCAAAUCAGUGGAGUAUAAGACCAUAUCAGUGUUUUUGGUGGUUCUGGUAUGCGGUGUGGGAAUUGUUGGCAACAUCAUGGUGGUCCUGGUGGUCCUUACUACACGACACAUGCGGACACCUACCAACUGCUACUUGGUGAGCCUUGCUGUGGCUGACCUGACGGUGCUGGUGGCGGCUGGGCUGCCCAACAUCUCUGAAAGCCUCAUGGCCACAUGGGUAUAUGGGCAAGCCGGCUGUCUGGGCAUUACCUACCUCCAAUACCUUGGCAUCAACGUGUCUUCCUGCUCCAUCACAGCAUUCACAGUGGAGAGAUACAUAGCCAUCUGUCACCCAAUGAGGGCUCAUACAGUGUGUACAGUCUCUAGGGCCAAGCGCAUCAUUGCAGGGGUGUGGGCCUUCACCUGCAUCUAUUGCAUGCUUUGGCUCUUUCUGGUGGACAUCCAAGUGAACAGCGAUGGACGCGUCCAGUGUGGGUAUCGCGUCUCCCGAGACCUCUAUCUGCCCAUCUACCUCAUUGAUUUCACCAUUUUUUAUGUCAUUCCACUGCUGCUAGCUAUCAUCCUGUAUGGCCUCAUUGCACGAAUCCUCUACCUGAACCCACUGUCCCACCCACCGGAUUCAGGCACCAUCGCAGCCCCCACGCUCAGAAGAAGCUGCAAAGAGCCUGUGGAUGCAAGCAAAGGAGGUCGUCAAGGACGACCAAAAAGUGCACCCUCAUCUCGGAAACAGGUCACCAAGAUGCUUGCUGUGGUGGUGGUCCUUUUUGCCCUGCUGUGGAUGCCAUACAGAACCUUGGUGUUAAUCAACUCUUUUGUCAGCACCCCAUACCUGGACGCCUGGUUCUUGCUUUUCUGUAGGACAUGCAUCUACGCCAACAGUGCUAUCAAUCCCGUAGUUUACAACCUGAUGUCUCAAAAGUUCCGCUCUGCAUUCCGUGGCCUGUACCGGUGCCAGCAAUUAGUCAGUCACCAGCGAAGCCCGUCUUCUGUCCAGACCAGUUACACUGUAGCUAGAGAUCCUCGAAGCACUCACUUCAGCAAUGGUACCAAGGAAACUGUCGAGAGAAUCAGCUGCACCAAUGCUAACCAGCAACCAAGCAUGGAAUGCCCCCUGAGUCAAAAGAAAGAAUCUACAGAGAUUGCCGGUAUUGACAACAUGGAUAAGCUACAAGAAAAGACAGAUGAAACUGACACAGUCAAGGAUCAAGGCGAUAUUGCAGAAUUUGUCUUAAAAAACGAAAGAAAAGCAAUUAAAAAAGAAGAUAAUGGUCCUGGCUUGGAGAACAAGAGUGAUAGCCAAUUCACUGAUAUAAGAAAAGAUAUGGAAAACUGUAAUAAUGUUAACAAUGACACCACUCCAGACAUUACCCAUUCUAAAGCAGUGAAGGCUGUGGCAGCCUCUGAUGAGAUGAAGCCUGCACUUGAGCAAAAUGCUACUGAAUUGCUGCACAGCAUGUUGUAAUAAAGCCCCUAAUGUUUCAUUCUUAAAGAUCUUCAAGGGAAAUCAUACAGUGGUGGGAAUUGUAUAGAUUAUUGCCCUGAUUUGAUGCUUGUGGUUAAAAAAAAUCUGAAGAUUAAUGUAAAUUUCAAACAGGAUACAAAACCGCUGCAUGACUUUGCACUUGCUGAUGAGAUGUUGGAUGGGGGACUCGCCAGCAACACCUUUCCCCUUUCUACAUUGGCUUAAAAAGAUUUUUAUGUGUUCUUUUCAUCCAUAUUAUAUUAAAACAACUUCCCUGAUCUUUCUGGAAGGAGAAAAAGAAAGUAAUGAAUCCAACCAAGUGAGUCCAAAACCUACUUCCGGGAGAUCAGAGCUACAAGGCGCUUUUAUCUGAUAACAUGGUCUAGAGCAUCAGGUCAGCACAAACAUACAUCCAUGUUAUCCGUUCUGCCAACCGGAGGAAUUUAGAGGCUGGCACUGGGCCAGAGAAAGAGCAGAGAGCAUGGCCAGGGGAGCUGACAUGUAAUGCAUGAACAUUUGUUCAAAAUAAAAGCCUGUGCUUUAGAACAUCUUGAUGGUUUACAACUGUUUCAUCUGCCAUCCUACUCAGAGGCAUGAUUAAGUCCACUAGGUAGCUUUUGUGGAGUGGAUGCAGACAAGAAAAGGGAAGAAUCAGACAUCAAUUUCCAGAC
Messenger RNA from Tachysurus vachellii, 2770 nucleotides. RefSeq names its product thyrotropin releasing hormone receptor 2 (gene trhr2). Gene Ontology annotation, biological process: phospholipase C-activating G protein-coupled receptor signaling pathway. Gene Ontology annotation, molecular function: thyrotropin-releasing hormone receptor activity. The transcript has 5 exons. Gene Ontology annotation, cellular component: membrane. The record is from RefSeq and is a predicted model, not a curated record. Bases 558 to 2099 code for a protein of 513 amino acids. Lineage: Eukaryota; Metazoa; Chordata; Actinopteri; Siluriformes; Bagridae.